CUGCCGAUCGAUUGCAAUGGCACCAGUCAAACCGACCUGCUUCACCGCGGGGUCCAACCCGCUCUCCAAGUCGCCCUCCCAGUAUCCCCCGUAGACAAACCAAACAACACACUGACUGCUAGCGAGGCCAGAUUCGGCGGCGCCAUUGAGUUCAACUGGGUCGAGCCGCCCGCCGACGGGAACAACCUGCACGUCCACUGCUACAUGCGGCCCAGCAAGGGCAUCUACAAGAAGCACCUGGAGAACGGCACCAAGCCGCCCGUGCACUUCCACCGCCACCAGUACGAGAGCUUCGAGGUUAUCGGCGCCGGCGAUUUCACCGUCGAGAUCGACGGCGUGCAGCAUCGCAUCCGCAAGGGUGACCCGCCCGCCGUCGUGCCGCCGUACCGUCACCAUGUCGUCUACGGCACCCCGGGCGUCGAGCAGGCCGAAGUCGACUUCAUCCUGAGCUCCAAGGACGACCGCAACAAAAACGACAAGAAGAAGGACGCCGACGCCCUGCGCCAGCAGUAUCUGCUCGACCGCAUGUUCUUCGAGAACUGGUACGGCUACCAGGAGGAGGUAUUCCAGGGCAAGACCAAGUUUGACUUUAUCCAGAUUCUGUCGGUGAGUUGCAAAUCCACUCCACUCAACUUCCAGAGGUGA
Molecule: messenger RNA, 645 nt
Organism: Rasamsonia emersonii CBS 393.64
Lineage: Eukaryota; Fungi; Ascomycota; Eurotiomycetes; Eurotiales; Trichocomaceae
Exons: 1
Source: RefSeq, a predicted model, not a curated record